Messenger RNA from Hippocampus zosterae (dwarf seahorse), 1389 nucleotides. RefSeq names its product plectin-like. The record is from RefSeq and is a predicted model, not a curated record. The transcript has 10 exons. Gene Ontology annotation, biological process: spermatogenesis. Lineage: Eukaryota; Metazoa; Chordata; Actinopteri; Syngnathiformes; Syngnathidae. Bases 160 to 1389 code for a protein of 409 amino acids.
CCUCAAAAGUAUGUCCUGUAUCUGGAUCCAGAUGAUUUUAUUUUGUGCAACCACUUGGCAAAAUAAAAUGGGAGUCAUUUCAACAAAAACGUUUUCCAGUGUCGUGAUUUAACAGUUUGUUUGUUUUACUUUUUGCUGAUCCAGGAGAAGGCUUUGGCGAUGCUUUUUAAGGAGACGGAGGAGAACGAUCCGAGAGCCAAGAUGGAGGGCGCCAACGGCCGGCAUGUUGGCCUUAUUGACGCCAAAGACGCACCGGAGGCCAACUGUGCCGUGCGCCGAGAAGAACGGCGCGCUUGCCACUCGGAGUUAGCGACACCAGAGAAGGAGUUAGAAAAGCGGCAGGUGGAUCCGGAUCCCCUCCGCGGGCAGCUGAAAGAAGCCCGAGAGGAAUUAAAAGGAGCCUGCUUGCAAGCGGAGGAGCAGAAAGAAACGGCUGCCAUUUUCAAACACAAAUACGCCGCCGCCAUGGAGAAGGUUCGCCGAGUGCAAGGGCAGGUGAAACAUCUGGCUGAGGAGCUUCAAUAUUCCCAGCGACAGCUCAGCGAGUCCCAACAAGCCACCCGCGUCGUGGCCGGAGAACUGUCGGAGCUGAAGAGGCGUCACCGGGACAAGGUGGGCCAAUGGGAGAGCUCGCAAGAGGCCCUCCGCCAAUUGACGGACGAGCUCCAGAUGGCUGAAAAUCGGCUCGCCGCCAGCCAGCGAACGGCGGCUCACUUGAGACGCCUUGUGCGCAGCCUGCAAGGGCAAGUCAACGCACUCGAGCGGCAGAGAGGCAUGUCGGAGUGUGACCUGCGACUCUAUCGGCAGAGUCACUCUCACGCCAACGAGGACUACCUCAGCCUGCAAGGGAACGAGCAGAAGCUGCAGGGGCGCUGCAGCGAGCAGGCGGAGCGGCUUGUGGAGUGUGAAAAGGUUAUUCUGCAGAUGAAAUCAGAGCUGGAGAGACAAAACCAAGAGCAGGGCGGUCCGAAGCAAGGUCUUGCCACGUGCUGCCGUGCACACCUAAGCCGGCGUGGACAAUGGGAACAGGAAGUGACGCGGCUGAAAGAGGAAAUUGCACACUUGGAGCGUGAGCUUGCUGACAGCCCAAAGAAGCUGAAGGGCCCUCACAGAGCGAAGUCGAGUCUCAGCACUGAAGUCGGAAAGCUGAGUCAAGAGCUUGAGGUGCUGCGCCGCAAACAUCGGACAACAGCGGAGGUGUCGGCAGCCCGUUCAAAGGAGGCCAAGCGCAUGGCGGCGUGUCCGACUGAGGAGGCGCAAGAGCAAGACGACAGAUGGGCCGUGCGUAGUGACGCGGAUGUGAGACUGCAGGUGGAGGUUGCAGAACUCAAGAGGACCCUUCAGCAGGCCGAGACGGAGAAAAAGCAUGCGCGAGCCAAGCUGCCGUGA